AAAAAUGAAAAUUUUUUUUUUCUAGAUUGGCAAGUAAAACCCUAAAACAACCAGAGAAUUGCCUAAUCCCUCGAUUGAUCAGUUGGGACGAUUCAAUUGUUUUGCAUUUCAAUACAGGUUUGUAUAUUACGAAUAUAUAGAUAUGUUUAACAUUGCAAAAACAUUCUGCAAAAGAGUAAGCGUGAAGGAGCUAGUAACCAGUGCUCCUGUAUACGGCAGCAUCACCGAUGGGUCUUCCUCUGGCUUGAGCUUGAUGUUUAAGCGUUGGGCUACUAAAAAAACUGCUGGAUCAACGAAGAAUGGAAGAGACUCAAAACCCAAGAAUCUUGGGGUGAAGAAGUUCGGUGGCGAGAGGGUGAUUCCUGGGAACAUUAUAGUUCGACAGCGAGGAACACGGUUCCAUCCUGGAAACUAUGUUGGGAUGGGGAAAGAUCAUACUCUCUAUGCCCUGAAGGAAGGUUGUGUGAAAUUCGAAACGCAUAAGCUUAGUGGACGGAAAUGGGUACAUGUUGAACCUAAGGAAGGGCAUGUCCUCCACCCUGUUUAUGUAACUGCUGCUUCAGAAGAGCUGAAGACAGCCACAUAAACUUGUAGCAUUGUUGUUUGUGAAAGCAAUCAAGUUGCAUUUUAUACUUUGUUUUUGCAUGAUAUUCAUGGAUUUGAGAGUUAGAAAUGAAAAGAACCUCGGGUUUUUCCACCCCAUUUUUUGUUUAUGACGUAAUUAUUGUUUCGGUU
Messenger RNA from Theobroma cacao (cacao), 735 nucleotides. RefSeq lists its product as uncharacterized. NCBI's taxonomy places the organism in Eukaryota, Viridiplantae, Streptophyta, Magnoliopsida, Malvales, Malvaceae. Gene Ontology annotation, cellular component: ribosome. The record is from RefSeq and is a predicted model, not a curated record. Gene Ontology annotation, biological process: translation. Gene Ontology annotation, molecular function: structural constituent of ribosome.